Molecule: messenger RNA, 357 nt
Organism: Cantharellus anzutake
Lineage: Eukaryota; Fungi; Basidiomycota; Agaricomycetes; Cantharellales; Hydnaceae
Exons: 2
Coding region: 1-357 (118 amino acids)
Source: RefSeq, a predicted model, not a curated record
AUGCAUGAUGGUUUCUUGAGGGACCAAGCUGAGCGCACUCAAAGACAAUUGGAUGAGGAAGAGCUGGAACAAGUGAAGGAAGAGGCCAAGGAGCAAUGGAAAAGGUUUAACAACUCACAGAAAGCAGAAAUAGCAAAGUGGCAGGAAGAAAAAGCACACUUGGCUGCACUCAAGCAAAAAGUGCUACCAAAGCCAUCGGAGGUCCAAAUGAGGGAGUGGAUGGCCAAAAAUUACAUAUCCACAGCUUCAACAAAGCCUCUUGUGUCACUGGGGGCAUCAGGGAGUGCAGAACAAUCACAGGGUCUGGUGUGGAGUUUUACGACAACAGGUUUCAAAAUCUGGACCAUUGAGGGGUGA